Molecule: messenger RNA, 2193 nt
Organism: Didymodactylos carnosus
Lineage: Eukaryota; Metazoa; Rotifera; Eurotatoria; Philodinida; Philodinidae
Source: the annotation of a GenBank genome assembly
AUGACAAAUGUACAAUUUAUUCCGAAUGCAUCUGCUUUAAUGCUUGUUGAAAAGGAUGUUGAUAAAGCUAUUGAAUCAGUACUAGAAUUUUAUGAUACAACAAACGCAAACAUUGAUUCAGUUAUCGAACAGUUACAAAAGACAAUCAAUGACAUUAAAGAAACAUGCGAAAAUCAGAAAUGUGCAACAACAACCGCACAAUCACUGAACACAAAUGAUGUCGUCGCAAGUGGUCUUGGAAAUAUGUUAGCAACAACACAAUGUAUUACUAGAAUGAAACAGUCAACAAAAUAUUACAGUGAUAAACAUAAAGAUUUGCAUGCUUGUAUAUCAAAAAUUGGCAAAACGGUUGAUAAAUAUUUUCAAUCUGAUUUUGGUAAUGUGCCAAUUGUUGAAUUGUUUGACACUACCGAUAAAUUGAAAUAUAUUUAUAUGAUCAUUUGUGAAGAUCUAUAUCGACACGGACGUAUGUCAAUAGCUAAAAAAUUAAUAGAAGAAACAAAGUUAAAUGAUAAUGAACUAUUUAACAUUGAGCAAACAAUUUUGGAAGAAAUUAAUUAUGUUUUAGAAAAUAUACGUGAAAAAAAUUUACAACCAGCUCUCGAUUGGUGUAAACGUAAUCGUGAACAACUAUUGAAAACAAACAGUCUCCUAGAAUUUUAUUUACAUAAAAUGAGAUUUUUACAAUUAUUAACUGAACAAAAUUAUGUUGAUGCAAAAAUAUAUAUGUCGAAUUUCAGUCAAUAUAUUCGAAUGAAUAGUGAAUGUGAAAAAGUUGUUAAAGAAUUAAUGGGCGCAUUUGUCUUUGCACAACGUGAUCUCUCAAAAUCACCGUAUAAGUAUUUGUUGGAACCACAUCUCUGGUUACAAUUAUCAGAAUUAUUUAUGAAACAAGCAUUUCAACAGAUGGGUUUAUCACAAGAUAGUCCAUUAUGUGUUGUCAUGAAAACUGGAUUCAGCGCAUUGCCAGCUUUGAUGAGCAUUGUAAAUGCAAUGCAAAAUACCCAAGUUUGUCAUAUAUUAUCAAAAGAUGAAUUACCAAUUGAAGUUGACGUUGGCCAAGAUCACCGUUAUCAUAGUGUAUUUGCUUGCCCAAUAUUAAGACAACAAACAACAGAUCAAAAUCCGCCAAUGAAAUUAGUUUGUGGACAUGUUAUAUCAAAGGAUGCGUUAUCAAAAUUAACAACGCAAACCAAAUUAAAGUGUCCGUAUUGCCCGAUGGAACAGAAUCUAAGAACUAGUCUUGAUUCCUGUGUUAUUCCAUUACGCCAUGGUGGUCUAUUUCUUGUACAAACAACUGAUUUUUUUUAUCCAUUAGUGGAUGAUCCGUAUAUUAUGGGCAAAAUAGCAUGUGCGAAUGUGUUGAGUGAUGUGUAUGCAAUGGGUGCAGUGAAUAUCGAUAACGUGUUAAUGUUAGUUAGUUCAAGUAAUAAAAUGACAGAAAAAGAACGGGAUACUGUUAUGCCGAUUAUGGUACAAGGGUUUAAGGAUUGUGCUGAAGAAGCGGGCACGAAUGUUCAAGGAGGACAGACAGUAAUUAUUAAUCCUUGGUUAGUUGUUGGUGGAGUAGCAACCUCUAUUUGCACACAAAAUGAAAUGAUAAUACCAGAGAAUGCUGUUGUUGGCGAUGUACUUGUUCUCACAAAACCACUAGGCACACAAGUUGCAGUAAACGCACAUCAGUGGCUUGAUUUACCAGAACGUUGGAAUCGUAUUAAACUAGUUAUAAGUGAAGAAGAUGUGAGAAAAGCUUAUCAACGUUCAAUGAAUAGUAUGGCACGAUUGAAUAAAAUUGGUGCCACUUUAAUGCAUAAAUAUAAUGCUCAUGCAGCAACAGAUGUCACUGGGUCUGGUAUAUUGGGACAUGCACAAAGUUUAGCCCGACUUCAAAAACAUGAUGUUACAUUUGUCAUACAUAAUCUUCCGAUUAUUGCAAAAAUGGCAACUGUCAGUAAGGCAUGUGGUAAUAUGUUUGGAUUAUUACAAGGAAAUAGUGCUGAAACAUCAGGUGGAUUAUUGAUUGCCUUGCCUCGAGAACAAGCGGCAUGUUUUUGUAAAGAAAUUCAGAAUCAAGAAGGGUAUCAAGCAUGGAUAAUCGGUGUUGUUGAAAAGGGAACACGUACAGCGAAAAUAAUUGAUAAACCUAGAAUAAUUGAAGUACCAGCAAAAGAUACAGAAGGUGAAUUGUGGUAA